Messenger RNA from Cornus florida, 789 nucleotides. RefSeq lists its product as uncharacterized. The transcript is spliced from 3 exons. The record is from RefSeq and is a predicted model, not a curated record. NCBI's taxonomy places the organism in Eukaryota, Viridiplantae, Streptophyta, Magnoliopsida, Cornales, Cornaceae. The coding region runs from base 193 to 513 and encodes 106 amino acids.
AAGGGAGUGAUAAAAUACAAAUAGUCGAAACUUGAAACACAACCUCCAACGGUAGCGUAGUUUUUCCACAGAGCGAUAUUUCCAGAGCGAGCGAGAGAGAGAGAGAAAGAAGAGAGAGAAGAAAAAGAAGAGAAAGAGAGAGAAAGAAGAGAGAGAAGAAAAAGAAGAGAAAGAGAGAGAAAGAAAAGAGAGAUGACUGAGAUCUCAGGACAGAAGAGAUCGCUGUGGUUCCUACUAUUCUUCUUGUCAAUUUCUCUACUACUCGUUCCUGGUUUUUCAACUGAUUCAUCAAAUCCCAAAAAUGGGACUAAGGCUGAUACUCACACUACUUCCAGCACUGGCACUGGGUCAAGGGUAGUCAUCAUAUGCCUUGUGCUUGUGGCAGUUGUGUUUUUAUCAUUUUUCCUUUUCAAAUUAUGGCAGAAGAAAAAACGUGAAGAGCAGUAUGCUCGUCUUUUAAAGUUGUUUGAGGAGGAUGAUGAGCUGGAGUUUGAACUUGGCCUUCGGGAUUGAGCCUAUGUCCCAGUUAUAUAUCAAUUCGGUGUAGUUGAGGCGUAAAUGGCAAUUCAUUAUAUUGGAAGUACCUCGAAUAGCCACAGCAAGGGGUGGGUGAUUAUAUAGAUGUCAUAUAAUGAGGUCAUAUGUUUUUGGCUUCUUAAUUGUAGUAUUUGUAAUGAUAUAUGUCCAACUGAUAAUAUCCCAGAAUUUGAAAUUUUUGCAUGUGGUAGAUUAGAGAAGAAUCUCUUCUUGUAUGAAAUGCUCCACAAGCUCCAUUUUGCAUUUUGUUAA